CCACCGUAGCAGGCUGAGUUGUAGUUUGGCCGCGAGCGAGUUCGUGUGUCCGUGCCGUCGAAUGUGUGUACGUCCGUCGUUGAUUCUUGUUUUGUGAGGAGGCUGCUGGAAAACGAAGAAGAAUCUCAGCCCGUUGAUCAAUAAUAUCGGAAUUUCGUGACUCAAUCCGGCUGCCCAUGAGUGGCCUCGGUUGGUGAAAAUGAUCAGCGCCAUCGUUUCGCGUAUUGUGAUACUGCUGUUCGGCACGCUCUACCCGGCGUACGCGUCCUACAAGGCGGUCCGGACCAAAAAUGUCAAAGAAUACGUCAAAUGGAUGAUGUACUGGAUCGUGUUUGCGUUCUUCACCUGCAUCGAAACGUUCACCGACAUCCUGCUGUCGUGGUUCCCGUUCUACUACGAGAUCAAGGUGAUUCUGGUGCUGUGGCUCCUGUCGCCGGCCACCCGAGGCAGUUCGACGCUGUACCGAAAGUUCGUCCACCCGAUGCUGACGCGCCGGGAACAGGAAAUCGAUGACUACAUCAACCAAGCCAAAGAGAAGGGCUACACGGCUGUGCUGCAGCUGGGCUCGAAGGGAGUGAAUUAUGCCACCAACGUCAUCAUGCAGACGGCAAUCAAGGGUGGUGGCGGUUUGGUGCAGACGCUGCGCAAAAGCUACAGCCUGAGCGACCUCUCGGAACCGGAUACGCAGCGCACCCAGGACGAGGUCGACGAAAUGUGCGCGGGAGGCAUGGGCAUCGGCAUGGGUGGCCACCAGCCGCGCGUACUGCGCUCCAAGAGUGCCCGGUCCUCCUCCGGCGGGCGCCACGUGGAAAUGUACUUCCCAGAGGUGGAGUUGGCUGGGACACCACACCGCAACGCACCACCACCGUAUAACUAUAUUCGAUCGUCCGACGAUAUCAGUUCCGGAUACUCGAGUGCCGAACCCGGGCUCAAUCGAACGGCCUCGAUGAGCAACACGGCCGCCGUUAGGCCCAGAGUUAAGUCCAAGACGCGUGAGGAUAAAAUGUCUGCUAGCUGCACCACAUUACCUCGUUCCAAAAAGGCGGAAAAGGUCAUUAAAACACGCUCGAAGACAGAAAAGUAAACAACAAGAAUUACUUUUUCCCUUAUUUAAAGAAAAAUGAGACAGACUCUAAAUUUUCAACAUUUAGUUCCACGCUUUAGUUUAUGGUUUUACGAUAUUUUUUUAAAGUAAUCUCGAAUGGUGCUUCUAAAAAAGUGAAAUAAAGUGUUAAAAUUCGAGCAAGGAGCACACAGGCAAACAAGAGAGCUUAAAGGCGCCACAAGCAAAUGACAUUGCUUUUGAUCUGAGAAGACAACAUAUAAUACUUUUAAAUUCACCCAACUUGCUGACAAGCAGAGAGCUAAAGUCGAUGGAAACUUUAAUGAUCUAUUGAAAACAGAAAAAAAACCCAAUAAAUACCCAAAAUGGAAGCAUUUAUUGAACGUAGAGCAGAACACGAUUAAAAUACCAGUUUAGUGAGUAAGGAAUGCCAAACUAUGAAGAAAAAAAAAAAGCGAGAGGACUAAUAAAUUACUGACCCAUAGCGAAAGAAAAUGAAGGAACUGACUAGGAAAGUUUUAUCUCGAAAGAAACGUAAACAGUUACGAGAACAACCUCCGUUUUUGUGAUCUCCUUUUAAGUCUCAUUGUCUCAUUGUAUUUACUUGUUUUGAGCACUUUCUUGCUUUUUAGGUUUCACAAGUCCAAAAAAGAAUUUGCCACGAGUAGGAUUGUUUAGCAACUUUAAAAAUCAUACUGUAAAUACACACACAUAGUGGAAAUUGCGAAAAACAUAAUUGUUGUGUAUGCUUAAGAAAAUUUAUUUAGUCUUAGAAGAUUAUUUCGACAGAAAAUAUUACGCGCACGAACUCCUCAUUAAACUUAUGAAUGCAUGUUAAUUGAUGUUUAGAAAAAUGUAGCACAACAUUGUGAAUGUUACGGACGAAGAUAGGUUUGCAAUGGUCAUAUUUAGGCUUUAUUUUGAUACUUUCGAAUCACACGACAUAUCUUCGACUAUUUAAAGAUGACAUUAAGAGAAACAAAAACUUAGUUUAACCAAUCAAUAAGAACGGAAGGCAGCAUAGAUAAAAUCAAUUGUUAAAAGUCAUAAGAAAAAGAUAUAAACACCACAAACAGAAAAAAACACAAUUCAAAGCACCAUUUGAAUCCCAACAAUCGUCACAUUUCCCAGUUGAGACAGCUGCAACAUUUCAGAGGCAGCUUCAGUUGCGCAAAGACUUUAAAAGUUUGCUCAAAAAGCCCAGUUGCAGUGAAUCAUUUGAAAGAUGAUGAUUACGAGAAAAUACAUAACACUUGAGGAACCCCCUUUUACUCUGCAAACUCAUACGCUAGGUUUAAUUUAGUGUACAAUAAACGUUCUGAGUUUAGGUUAUAUAUACGGAAUGGAGUCCAGGAAUGGAACGAUGCAGAUUACGAUAAAUAAACGUUGAAAGUUGGAGUAA
Molecule: messenger RNA, 2465 nt
Organism: Culex quinquefasciatus (southern house mosquito)
Lineage: Eukaryota; Metazoa; Arthropoda; Insecta; Diptera; Culicidae
Gene: ReepA
Product: receptor expression-enhancing protein 1
Exons: 7
Coding region: 200-1084 (294 amino acids)
Biological process (GO): endoplasmic reticulum tubular network organization
Cellular component (GO): endoplasmic reticulum membrane; cytoplasmic microtubule; endoplasmic reticulum tubular network
Molecular function (GO): microtubule binding
Source: RefSeq, a predicted model, not a curated record